Desarmillaria tabescens is the source of this 696-nucleotide messenger RNA. RefSeq lists its product as uncharacterized. Gene Ontology annotation, molecular function: protein binding. Bases 1 to 696 code for a protein of 231 amino acids. NCBI's taxonomy places the organism in Eukaryota, Fungi, Basidiomycota, Agaricomycetes, Agaricales, Physalacriaceae. The transcript has 3 exons. The record is from RefSeq and is a predicted model, not a curated record.
AUGCUGGUCGACGGUAUACCCCCAGAAAUAUUACUGCACAUUCUUUCUUACCUUGACCUCCCGGAUCUCGCAUCUAUCGCCCAGGUUUCGCCCCAAUUUGCCUUGCUUGCUUCUGACGCGGUUUUGCACACAAAUCGUCUCCGCAUCGUUACUCCGUCGCGGGUGAAGCAUGCUCUAUUCGGACGAAGCCCUGAGGGUAUCGCACUGCGGCCCUCCUUUUCAGACCUGAUUCACCGAGGCGUAAUGCGAGGUCUGAAUAUUGAGCGACGAUGGAGAAUGGGCUCGUAUGUGUAUACUCUUGGCUCCAUCAUUCAAUACGAAUCAAGUUUGCGUCUCUCUCGUCGUCACGUUGGACGUGUCGUUUCGAAACAUCUUCUGCGACGAUCUUCCGCGCCUGACAACGCCCCUCUAAAAGGGCUGUAUCAGUCCCAUGUAUUACCGGAUGUGGAGUCAUCUUCGCUCACCGUGUCUCGGACCCUUCUCCCCAUUAUGCACAAUCUUAAAUGGUCAUUCCAGAAAGACAAACUUGCCAAGAUGGCAAGGAAGGGCAGCGUCUGGGCUGGUGGUUUUACUGACUUCUCACAAUGGCUUGAGAACAGGGGUAAGGGCAUCGUGCCAGAUAGCGAGAGGGUCAGGCUUGCAAUUUGUCCGAAUGUGAGAAAGAUUGUUAAUGUUUACGAACAUCUCGCGCGCUGA